UCAGCUGGUCUGGUCCGGUCUUGUCUGUCCCUCAUACAUGGACCAUGUGAGCUGUGGACUGGAGCUGGAACUGUGAUCCUUCUGUUCAGGGGAAGUUGAGUUUUUAUUUGUGUGCAGACGCAGCAGAUGCAAUAGGGUCUUCUUCAUCCGUCCAUCCUCCUGGUUGUUUAUUCGUUCUUCCAUCCCUCCCUCCAUCAGUUGUAGUCAUGUCAUCUGUUGUUCUCCAGCGGCUCAGUCUCUCCCUCAGUCUGAAGCACCUGGGCGUCGGCCUCGGCCUGGGGCCCCUCCCCCACCUGUUGGAGCGUGUCACCUGCCGGUGGUUGCCGUGGCCCCGCCCCACCGUCGGUGCCUCCCAGGUGCCCAGUCUGUUCCGGGAACCCUACAUCCUGUCAGGGUACCGCCCCGUGGGCCAGGCAUGGCGCUGCUACGUCCUCAGCCUUUUCCAUAAACACAACGAGUCGGUAAACGUGUGGACUCACCUGUUAGCGGUUCCGGUUCUGCUGUUCCGCUGGUGGGCCCAUGUGGGCUCCCUGGGGUACACCUUGGACCUGGCCUCUCUACCUCUGGGCCUGUUCCUGCUGUCAGCGCUCACCUACCUGUUCCUCAGUGUCAGCGCCCACCUGCUGCAGUCGCGCUCCGAACAGGCUCACUACUUCUUCUUCUUCAUGGACUAUGUGGGCGUGGCCGUGUACCAGUACGGCUGCUCACUGGGACAUUACUUCUACACGUCGGAACCGGCAUGGAGGGACAGCUACGUGGGGCGGUGUUUCCUCCAGGGCACCGCCUUGUUGGGGUGGCUCUCCUGCGCUGGGUGCUGCUUCGCCAAAUCCAGGUACCGCCGGCCGUAUCCGCCGCGGCGUAAACUCUGCCAGCUGAUCCCUACGACGGCGGCGUACUUCCUGGGCAUCAGCCCGGUGGCCCACCGCCUGGUCACCGUCUCCUGGGAGCGGGAGCCCUGGCUGGUCUUCCACGCCCUCCAGAUCGCGUCUUUCCUCCUGUCUGCCCUCUUCUUCGCCUGUCCCAUCCCCGAGCGCUUCUACCCGGGUCGCUUCGAUCUGGUGGGCCACGGGCACCAGAUCUUCCACCUGUUCCUGUCCCUGUGCACCGUCUGCCAGCUGGAGGCGCUGUUCCACGACUACGCCAGGAGGAAGGAGGCGGUGCUCGGCGUGUUUGGGGAGGGGCAACUGUGGUGGGCGUGCCUGUCCUUCCCAGGGCUGAGUCUGGGCUGCGUCCUGACCGCACUGAUGUCCAUGAGACAAAUACAGAAGAAACUGAAACAGGAAACAGAGCACUGAGACAUCUGAGACACAGACCACUGAGACGCAAACAACACACAGACCAACCGCACUGAUGUGCAUGAAGGACAUACAGAAGAAACUGAAACAGGAAACAGACCACUGACACAUGAGUGUUUGACACAGACUGAACAGAACAACUGUACAAAUCCAUUCCAACAGUUCGGACUCAUGUUUGUGAAUAAUCACCGUGUCUAAAAUCUGAUUCCUUAAUGCAGUUCUGUCAAACUCUUGUUAGUUCAGUUCCACAUUCAGUCCAGUUUGAUCUGAAAUGGGCCGGACCAGUAAAAUAAUAACAGUGAAAGAGUAAAA
This is a messenger RNA of Sphaeramia orbicularis (orbiculate cardinalfish), 1607 nucleotides long. It is a transcript of the gene paqr8, whose product is annotated as progestin and adipoQ receptor family member VIII. Gene Ontology annotation, molecular function: nuclear steroid receptor activity; steroid binding. Lineage: Eukaryota; Metazoa; Chordata; Actinopteri; Kurtiformes; Apogonidae. Gene Ontology annotation, cellular component: plasma membrane. The transcript is spliced from 2 exons. Bases 207 to 1295 code for a protein of 362 amino acids. Gene Ontology annotation, biological process: response to steroid hormone. The record is from RefSeq and is a predicted model, not a curated record.